AUGCAUGUUGCAGAAAGCUCCCCUUUCACACCGCUGGUGGUUGUGGAUAUCGCAUGGUUGGCCUACGAGGCUGGUCGCGAUUGUGAGAUUCUCGUUUCUUGCGUGCUCAAGAGGCCGAAGAAGCGUUUGGCCGACGCCGUUCGCGACAAGCUCAGCUUGGGGAAGAUUUUCCUGAAAAUCUGCGCUGAUGGAGUCACCAAGGAGCAGCAAUGA
Molecule: messenger RNA, 213 nt
Organism: Penicillium alfredii
Lineage: Eukaryota; Fungi; Ascomycota; Eurotiomycetes; Eurotiales; Aspergillaceae
Exons: 1
Coding region: 1-213 (70 amino acids)
Source: RefSeq, a predicted model, not a curated record